Messenger RNA from Serendipita indica DSM 11827, 597 nucleotides. The record is from the annotation of a GenBank genome assembly. NCBI's taxonomy places the organism in Eukaryota, Fungi, Basidiomycota, Agaricomycetes, Sebacinales, Serendipitaceae.
AUGGUCACCACAUUCUUCGUCCCUCUGCAAAUGGGCGGAGCUAUUCGCCCAUGGAGCGACAAGCUUAUUAUCUCACUAUUUGUGGCAUCGGUCGUCUUGUUAGUUGUCUUCCUCGUAUGGGAGUACCUCCGUUGGACCAAGGCACCAUUACCAUUGAACAUACUCUAUAAUCGCACACAGUCGUUCUCGGGCCUAUACAGAUUCUUCCUCCAAGGCACGAACAUCAGCGCUAUUUAUCAUACUCCUUUCUACUAUCAGUCAAAAGGAUGUACCCCUUCGCAAAGUGGAGUCGACAUGAUUCUAUAUGUUGUCAGUAUGAUCAUCGGCAACAUGGGGCCUGCGGUGGUGACCGAGAGAGUGGGUCGUUAUUGGCAUUUCAUGGUUGCUGCCCCAAUAUUUGCAGUUAUAGGAUUUGGAGUGCUGUUUACAAUCAACGAGCAUACUCCUGUGCCCAGAGUGAUCGGAUUCCAGAUACUCCUCGGCUUUGGAAUCGACAUAGGAUUUCAGAUGCCUCUUAUCGCCGUUCAAGCGGAGCGAGCCAACCAGCCAGACCUCAUCCCUGUUGCCAAUUUAAUCCAGGUAUUUUGGCAGUCCUAG